AUGGCUGUCACUCAGAACGGACACUCCAACGGCACCGCCAACGGCAACGCUACCAACGGCCACUCGAACGGCCACGCCAACGGUAACGGCAAGGCCGCCCACGAGGACUACGCCUGGGCCACCCGCGUCAUCCACGCCGGCUCCGAGGCCAACGAGGAGACUGGCGCCGUCAUCCCGCCUCUCUCGCUCGCGACGACCUUCAAGCAGAGCGCCGUCGGCGUCCACAAGGGCUUCGAGUACACUCGCUCGCUGAACCCGAACCGUCUCGCGUUCGAGACGCAGAUCGCGUCGCUCGAGCUCCCCACGCCCCCGGCGCUCCACAUGAGCCAGGCCGAGCGCGUCGCUGAGGAGAACCUCCCCCCGGCGCUCGCUUUCGCCUCCGGCUCGGCCGCGACCCAGGCCAUCGUCACCGCCCUCGUCCCCACUGGCGGCCACGUUGUCUCGAUCGCCGACGUCUACGGUGGCACCUACCGCUACUUCACCAAGGUUGCCGCCGCGCAGGGCAUCAAGACGACCUUUGUGCACCUGUCUGCCAAGGCUGGUGAGACCGCCGAGGCUGCUUCGGAGCGCGCCAACUCGUCGCUCGAGGCCGCGUUCACGCCCGAGACCAAGCUCGUCUGGGUCGAGACGCCGACGAACCCCACCCUCGGCCUUGCGGACAUCAAGGCCGUUGCCGAGAUUGCGCACCGCCACGGCGCCCUCCUCGUCGUCGACAACACCUUCAUGUCGUCGUUCUACCAGCAGCCGCUCCGCCUCGGCGCGGACAUUGUCGUCCACUCGGUCACCAAGUACCUGAACGGCCACUCUGACAACGCCGGCGGCGCCGUCCCUGGUGCGCACGACGCCUGGCUCGCGCAGCGCGGAGCCAAGACGCUCGGCGUGCGCAUGAAGCAGCACGGCCUGAACGCGCUCGCUGUUGCGCGUUUCCUCGCCCAGCAGAGCUGGGUCAAGGUCUCGAGGGGGCCGAGCGCGCGCCCGUGCGCGAGCUGGCGUGGGCGCAGCUCUCGCCCGUCGCGCGCCGCUGGGCCGAGGCCCAGGGCUACACCAAGGACACCGGGUUCCCGUACGGCGGCAUGGUGUCGUUCCGGCUCGACACGCAGGCGCUCUCCGCCGGCGUCGAGGCGGGCAAGACGUCGUCCGACUUCCUCGCCGCGCUCAAGGUCUUCACCCUCGCCGAGUCGCUCGGCGGCGUCGAGUCCCUCGCCUCUCAUGACCCACGCCUCUGUCUCCGAGGCCGACCGCAAGGAGCUCGGUAUCGACAACGAGCUCAUCCGUCUCUCUGUCGGAAUCGAGGAGGUCGAGGACCUCCUCGCCGACCUCGAGCAGGCCAAGGUCGCCGCGUCCGCUUAA
Trichosporon asahii var. asahii CBS 2479 is the source of this 1350-nucleotide messenger RNA. Its product is annotated as cystathionine gamma-lyase. Gene Ontology annotation, molecular function: cystathionine gamma-lyase activity; pyridoxal phosphate binding. Gene Ontology annotation, cellular component: cytoplasm. Gene Ontology annotation, biological process: transsulfuration. The record is from RefSeq and is a predicted model, not a curated record. The coding region runs from base 1 to 1350 and encodes 449 amino acids. Lineage: Eukaryota; Fungi; Basidiomycota; Tremellomycetes; Trichosporonales; Trichosporonaceae. The transcript has 3 exons.